UUGGACCUUGACCGUGCAUUCUCUUGGGACUUUACCCUUCCAUUUUCCUGGCCCAUUAUCGUCGUGUCGUAUCGUGUCGUAUCAAACAGCAUGUAGGGGACUGCCGGAUCGGGAGCGUCUGCGCCAUUCACCGACACUGACGUUGCGUGACUACAAGCUGCCUCUUGACUUCCCCGGCCAUCUACAUUCACAUUCACGCUCCACCACCAAAAAAAAACAUAUACACCCUCGAGACCACAUUGUCCUUAUAGUAUUGCCGGCAAUCAUGGAUAUGGAUCUCUACCGAAGCACCUUUAUGUGUCUGUUGGCACUCAACGGCGCAGCCCUGUAUCGGGCCUGGCGCUCCAAAACCGCUCCCCCACCCCCGUCUCCAACCAGAAUUGAGAACGAAAAGGCCGAUGCUGUCGAGCAUAGGGGACGUGGCAACGACGAGGACGCAGUGCGGGUGUCGAGGCUGAAAUGGAAGUUCAUCCCCGUCUUCUUGCUGGUCAACGGUGCGGAUUGGCUGCAAGGCCCGUAUAUUUACCCCAUCUACAAAGACGAGAAGGGGCUUGAAGAAAAGGUCGUCGCUCUCCUCUUCAUGAUGGGAUUCCUCUCUGGCGGCAUCUCGGCUUCGUUCGCAGGUUCCGUUGCCGACCGGUUCGGCCGCAAGACUGCAUGUCUGUCGUACUGCGUGCUAUACUCGCUUUCGUGCCUCACGCUUCUCUCCGACCGCCUUCCCAUUCUCUUCCUCGGCCGUAUUCUAGGCGGUAUUUGCGGGACGCUUCUCUACAGUGUUUACGAGAGCUGGUUGGUGGCCGAGUUCAACAAGCUCAUGCUGGAGGAACCUGGCUCGAUUCUCGGCGGCAUCUUCAGUCUCAACACUACGCUGAAUAGUGUCGUGGCUAUCUUGGCUGGAAUUGCAGCAGAGUCCAUGGUCCGGUUCUUUGGCACUGCGAAAGCACCUUUCCUGGGCUCUAUCGCUUGCUUGUGCGUUGCUUUCAUGGCAAUUGCAAAGACUUGGGCAAGUUCGGAGAACUAUGGUACCCUUGCUGAUGAUUCUGAUGAUUCUUCACGCCUGCUGUCCGCAGAGAGCGGCAAAGAACCUGCGCCCAAAACAUCACCUCUCAACACGGUCUUCAGAGACAAAAAUAUUCUGACACUCGCGUUGACAUCCUGCUUUUUUGAGGGAUCCCUAUUCCUCUUCAUCUUCUUCAAGUUCCCAGCACUGAAGCUUUGCCACGAGAUGUCCGGCGCAUCGGGAGAUCUCCCGUUCGGUCUAAUCUUCGCCAUUCUCAUGUGUUCCAUGAUGCUCGGCUCUAUGCUUUACAACAACAUAACAGCAAUCUCUCAAAUCUCCACCAAACAAAGCCUCACCUACACGCUUGCCGCCGCAUCCGCCUGCUUCUUCCUUCCAGCCUACGUCCGCGACGAACACAUCACCCUGUGGUGUUUUUGCGUGUUCGAAGUUUGUUGCGGCUUCUACUACCCCGCCAUGUCCUCCCUCAAGGGCAAAUUGGUCAAAGAUGGCGCUCGCGCAAGCGUGUAUACCAUCCUGCGGGUGCCGCUGAAUACGUUCGUGGUGCUCGCGCUCAGCGUGACAAAGGAGGGUGAAAGUCAUCGCAACAAGGUGUUUGUCAUGUGCAGUGGGUUGAUGGUCUGCGCGGCACUGGUCGUGCAUAGGGUCUUGACCUGA
This is a messenger RNA of Periconia digitata, 1675 nucleotides long. The record is from the annotation of a GenBank genome assembly. Lineage: Eukaryota; Fungi; Ascomycota; Dothideomycetes; Pleosporales; Periconiaceae.